AUGGCACCAAUUCAUGUGCAGGACGAGCUCAUCGAUGAUUCGAGCAGUGAGAUACCAGUUAUUGGUCUGAAGGGUUCACUAAGCCUCAAGGACCGCUUCAUAUCUCGACUUGGCCGCCUUCUGAAUGCAGAAGUUGUUGCGCCUGAAGUAGAAGGCUCGCAAACAGUCAGCAUAUAUGUCAUGCCUUCAGCUUGUUUCGUAAAGAGAGAUACGGUGUACGAUAAACGGGUUCGAGGCUUCGUUAACGAUAUCCAGCGCGCGCUGAGGGACGUAGCCAACGCUACUGAUGGACCUCCAAUGGAUCAGGCAUUACAAGACCAAUGGGAUGUGGUACUCCUCUAUGUGGCUCAAAACACCGACGAGACCAUAAAGAAGCUUUACCAAAUUUUUGAAGAUUACAACAACAAAUUUGGCGCAUUGGUUUCUCAGAUGCUGGGUCUCGAUGAUAUUGACGAGAGCGGAUCUUUGCUGGACACAGAGUUGGGUGAUCUUGUUAUCCAGUUACAUCAACUGGCUCAAGGGUACGGCGGCAGCAUCAAAGAACAGAACGACUUGAUCGAAUUCGCGUGGAAGCUGCCCCAUUGUUGUCCCGCUCUGGCACUCGGGCAACCUUUGCGUAUGCACCACACCAUGAUACGGGCCGCGACUACGUUCGAGAUAUUCCGAACUGUCAAAGUCUACCUGGGAUCACCGCGUCCCCAUUGCCGUCUGGCCGUCAACUUACCGGCAAAAUGCUCUCUCACAAAGCAACACCAACCACAGUCUCUUCAACGUUACCAAAGUACUCUCUCAACAUUCAACCAGGCCCAACCAACCAGGACUUUCGCGGACAUCAUUCGACCCUAUCUUGCGGAAGAAGACUCUAGACUAGGUAUUGCAAGGCUCCAGCCUGCGCAGAAGCAAGCUGUCGCCCUCUUGAUAGGAUCGAUUUUGAGUGAUGUGCCGGUACCCGCAGGAUCCGAAGCGUACUACCAGUUCGGUUUCGUGACCUGUCGCAACGAUUUCGACGAGCGGAAGUUGAGUUGCUACUACCAAAAAUUUCUAGAGUCAACCCUUGAUCCGACUGUUGUCUUCAAGAGCGUUGUCAAGGCCCUUGAAUUUGGGACGCUGACUGGGCUGUUACGCAACAAAGGCCACCAAGAUCUGGAAAUGUCCUUUCCAUCACUGCAGAAGUUUUUGAACAACCCUCUUGAGGAGCGUCCCUCCAUUCAUCGCCUUGUACAGUUCAUACGCAACAAGUCUAGCGAUGAGCCUGUGCCUUGCCUUAGACGAGACUACGGCUUCAGAUUCUGCACUCAACGUGAGCAUGUCACGGCUCUCAAAGCUCUAUACUCCAUGAUCCUGGACAGAGCGGAGGCCGUAAAACUACAUGAUGCAUGUCGAUCUGGUUGGCUUCGGGAGUUCGCCGUCGAAGUUCUUGGACAUGUCGACCCAACUAUGCGCCGUUUCUUGCAAAACGACUACCCACAUCCUGCCAUUGGCUUUGACAACUCGACAGGAAUUGAAAACUACAUGAAACCGCUGUUCAAGAGGAAUCUCGGGGCCGAUCCUGAUCUGUUUGGCCUCGAUCACCUUAGCGCUCGUUAUUCUCAUUGA
This is a messenger RNA of Ascochyta rabiei, 1596 nucleotides long. RefSeq lists its product as uncharacterized. The transcript is spliced from 3 exons. NCBI's taxonomy places the organism in Eukaryota, Fungi, Ascomycota, Dothideomycetes, Pleosporales, Didymellaceae. Bases 1 to 1596 code for a protein of 531 amino acids. The record is from RefSeq and is a predicted model, not a curated record.